AGCGGUGGUCGGUACACAUGCAUUAUUGAACAUGAAUCUUUCCACCGACAAUCGCGCUGCACAUUUGGAUCCAUGCUAAGACUUAAGACCUGCUUCUGCUGCAACAAAUCUGAAGCUUCCCAUAGCCUUAAAAAUUCCUUCAACCCCACCUCGAAUAGGAAUUUUCUUUCACCGUUAAAUGUAAUUCAUUAAUAGCUCUGUAGAGCCUUACCAUUAAUCUCUUUUUUCCUUCGUUCUAGAAGAUUUCGCUCUUCACCAUAAUAGCUAGAAGGCUGAAUCUUUCCCUAAUACUGGAGCCAAUUAGCUUUAGAAAUGUUGGAAGCGAAUGAUCUUUAGGUUAGGUUAUUUGGUUUGGGGGAUCAUCUUAGGAAAUUCAAAUUGUGUUUUUUUUAUUUGUCUGUCGUGUAGAUGAAGAUCUGUUGCAUAUUGUUCGAUUGAUAGUUCAGGUUGUGUAUUUAACUAUUGAUUUGUUUGUAAUGUGGAUGAAGAUCCAUUACAUAUUGUUUGAAAAGUAGUUCAAGUUGUGUAAUGUUUCAGAAGUUAUAAGAGACUCGCCCUAUAAAGAUUUCAGAUCACUGGACUAAACUCUCUAGUUUUCCAAAAGGAAAAUGUUGGAAGGGAGGGGAGUUAUAGAAAGUACAGACAUGGCGGAGGAGCUGCAAAGACAUGCAAUGCUCUGUGCAUCCGAAGCUCUUGAUUUGUUUGACGUUUCCCAGUGCCAAAACAUUGCAUGCCAUAUCAAGAAGGAGUUUGAUAAGUUCUAUGGCGGGGGAUGGCAGUGCAUUGUGGGGAUGAACUUUGGCUGUUAUUUCACUCAUGGCAAAGGAAGUUUCAUCUAUUUCUGUUUGGGGACGCUCAAGUUCUUGAUAUUCAAGGGAGCAUAAUCAUCUCGAUGUAUAUCAUGUUUCCUUCCAUUUGUUCAUGCAUAUUAUCUUUCCUCCAUGUAUGAGCUUCUGUAAAUAUUUUAUAAGAUUUUAUUUUCUUUAAGAAGCAUUGUGAAGCUGUGGCUUUCCUCAGCUAGAGUAAUAAAGAAAGGGGACUUUACCAUAGUGCA
This is a messenger RNA of Cryptomeria japonica (Japanese cedar), 1054 nucleotides long. RefSeq lists its product as uncharacterized. NCBI's taxonomy places the organism in Eukaryota, Viridiplantae, Streptophyta, Pinopsida, Cupressales, Cupressaceae. Gene Ontology annotation, cellular component: dynein complex. The record is from RefSeq and is a predicted model, not a curated record. The transcript is spliced from 2 exons. Bases 609 to 884 code for a protein of 91 amino acids. Gene Ontology annotation, molecular function: dynein intermediate chain binding; dynein light intermediate chain binding. Gene Ontology annotation, biological process: microtubule-based process.